Molecule: messenger RNA, 2293 nt
Organism: Pollicipes pollicipes
Lineage: Eukaryota; Metazoa; Arthropoda; Thecostraca; Pollicipedomorpha; Pollicipedidae
Product: cyclic nucleotide-gated cation channel
Exons: 5
Coding region: 122-1981 (619 amino acids)
Biological process (GO): potassium ion transmembrane transport; regulation of membrane potential
Cellular component (GO): plasma membrane
Molecular function (GO): intracellularly cyclic nucleotide-activated monoatomic cation channel activity; protein-containing complex binding; voltage-gated potassium channel activity
Source: RefSeq, a predicted model, not a curated record
CGUCGGCUCUGGGGGCUCGGAGCAGCGUGCACAGAGCCAAUCGCCGCCACCCGCAGAAAGCGGCGCUCCAGCGCCCAUCCCCAGUGCAUCUCAUGAUUCGGGACCGGGUGGCAGUCAACCCAUGAUAAAAACCAGCACGGCGAACACGAAGGAAAGCGCGUCUAAGACACAAAACGGAGACAAUAUGGCGGAAGCGCUCACACGCGUGCCUUCUAUUCAAGUAAGUUUGUCGCACGACGUCGUCCCUGACGAGAAGAGUGACGUAAUGCCGGCGAGCUCUGGAUCGCAGCGCGUAUCACCGAGUGUCUCCAUCACCAGCAACGCCUCCGGUGAAGUCCGCGAGGUGUACAUGAGCGAACAGACCAUUGAAGUCGAGUCCAAAAUGUCAUUCGACUUGGAACCGACGGACCACACACCAGCCACCGGGCGGCAGAGCCAAUGCUCGCGGAGUUCGGUGGACCAUUCCAUUAAGUCAGACCGGUCGCACGUCAGCUAUCACAGCAUGCGCGGCGAGCUGCGAGCGCCGUCGUGCUUCACCAAAUGGUGUCGGUGCACCGGGAGGCUGAUGGAUAGACUACUUCCUUCCAACUUUGUCAUCAACCCAGAGUCCAGGUUGCUCCUCAUAUUCAAUCUCUUCCUGACAGUCUGCGGCGCGGUAUCCAACGCCGUGCUCUUCUACCAAGCGGCAUUUGUGGACUUCAGCGUCCAGCUGGACGUUGUGCUCGGCCUGUGCACCUGCGUUUACAUUUUCAACAUUUACGUACGGAUGCACACGGCUUACUACGAUAAUUACGGUGACCUUGUACGCGAUUACAAGACUGUGAGGCGGUUCUACAUGCAUCGCCCGACAGGUUUUCUGGUUGACGUUCUCUCGGCCCUGCCGAUCGGGGUGCUAAUCCUCAUCAAACCCGAAAGCAUCGUCCUCCGUCGCACCGUUGCGAACGUCCGUUUCGUGCAGCUGACCCGCGUCUACAUGGCGUAUCACUUUUUCCGCACAUGGGAGCGUCGUCUCAACGCGCCGAUUUUGUUCCUUCGAAGCCUGCGCGACCUCGGCAUCCUGCUGAUGCUGUUCCACAUCUGCGCGUGCUUCUGGUACAUCGUGGCCUGCCCGAACGCGCAUUGCAAAGAUGGCUCGUGGGUAUCUAAGCGUCAUCUGUCGGAUUCGACAAAUCUCGAGAUUUACGUUAACUCUGUCUACUUCAUCGUGGCAACUAUGACCAGCAGUGGUUACGGAGAUAUUCAUCCUCAGACCAUGGACGAGGCGACGCUAUGCAUCCCCAUCAUCAUGCUCGGAAAAUUCGCGCUAGGCCUCAUCAUCGGUGACCUAGCUUCGACCUUAAGUAACCUGGAGUUAGCUCGUGUCGAGAUAGAGAACAUGCUGGGCGUCAUCGUAAACCAGAUGAAGGACCAGAGCGUGCCCAUGCAUUUGCAAAAGCGUGUCAUCCAACAUGUGAAGUACGACUGGCUCAGGAACAGAGGGCACAGCCUCAGGGACCUCCUCGAGCAUCUACCACAUUGUCUGAGGAUGGAGGUGUUCGAGGCUAUCUACAGCGACCAGCUGCGCUCCAUCACCAUCUUCGAACAGGCACCGGAUUACCUGAUACGCCGCCUCAGCUGUAUGUGCGAGCAGCAGGUCUUCUUACCAGGAGACUUCAUCACGAAGCGGGGCGACAUAGGCCAAAAGGUGUACAUCAUCCGGCGGGGCUCCGUGGUGGUGUACCACACGGCGCCGUCCGCGCCCGAUUACUUCCUCUACUCGGGCUCCAUCUACGGCGACGUGCAGAUGGUCUUCCCCACCAUUCCGUACGAGCACAACCUGGUGGCCGACGACCCGUCCGACGUGCUGGUCAUCAACCAGCCGGAAAUCCAGCAGCUGCUCACCGACGACCCGCAGUUCUACUUCAAAGUUCGCCGAUACAUACAGAUGAAGUACGCUGACGUCAUCCAGGACCGAAAGCCGACCAUGACGCAUAAUGUGUAGCACGACUUAAGCUUGCGACACUGAUCCGAAACUGCCGAGUGAGGGCUUGGAACAGGGCUGCAGGCUCUCAGCUACCCGACUUGAACAGAUGUGUAGAAUGAUGCCGCAGCGUGUAGCAAGCGUCAAACAUUUUGCUUAAACUGUCACUUAUAUAUUUCUUAUUUACUAGAAUCGACUCGGAGGUGCGCGCUGAUAUAAGCGAAUGGAUCAUUUGGUUAGGUUACGGCUAUACUGAUUGUAUUACAGGCAUCGUACCAUAUAACUGGCAGGUUUAAUGUACGACACAUAUGCUGCGUAUGUUCAUAUCCGAAU